Messenger RNA from Brassicogethes aeneus, 1073 nucleotides. The record is from the annotation of a GenBank genome assembly. Lineage: Eukaryota; Metazoa; Arthropoda; Insecta; Coleoptera; Nitidulidae.
AUUUAUAUUUUAAACGUCAAACGUCAACCUAACCAACAAAAUUAUUUAUCUUGUUUUGUUGUUCCUUGUAAUAAUUUAAAUUAAAUUGACAUAAUGGAGUCGGAUGAGGGUUCAAACUCAUCCCCGCCCCCACCGUCUGAGCCACCCCCCAGCUUACCGCCCCCUUUACCAGCGAGGCCUAGAAAAACAACCCCGCAACCCCCUGUACCGCAUCAAGACGACCAGCAUUACCUCGAAACUGAACUGGAUAACGAUGAUGAAAUUUCAGCCCAAAUGACAGCUUCGUACAGUGAAAUAUCCUUUAAGUCCGGCUUAAGCCCGGAAAGUGAAUUGCAAUCCCUAUCGCUUAAUAUUGACCCCAUACCCCUUGCUGAUCACAUCAGGCAGAGACCCAUCACCUUGCCGUGCGAAAAAAAUAUACCUGCCAAACCAUUGGGGCCCUUAACUAUGGAGGGGACUGUUCAUGUGGAGGGCAAUAUGACGCAUUUUGUAGCGGAAGAUUUGGAGUAUAAGAUUAAGCUGUCGAGUCCAGUUACCAAAAAAGGAGAUACUCCCCCUUUAUCUUCAGGCUCUAGGACAUGCACCCCAAGCUCUCUAUACAGGCAACUUUUAGUACCUCAAAUUGGCCAACUCGACACAGGUUUAAUAAAUGAUUUAGAAUGUGAGGCGCAUAGAAUGGCUACAUCAAUCGACAAUCUCAUUGAGAAUUUAUGUGGGAUAUUGCAUUCAAUAUCAUCAAUUACAGCAGAUAAUGUGGAUGUUUAUAAAAACGCCGUCUCAAAAAUGUCGGAUGCCAUGGAUUUAAACAUUAAAAGUAUGUACACCAUGAUGGCAAAAGCCGAAGAAGUCACACAGUCCAUGAAAGUUGUAGAAGCACAUGCAGUUAGGAUGUAUCCUUUGUUAUCCUCUAAACAAAAUAAAUUAAUUUUUAGGCAAUAUAUUCCUUAUUUUACCACAGAAAGGAAAUUAAACGGCUUGUAGACCUAUUUGAGAGCUUCAUAUAGUGCACCAAUAUCAUAUUUAAUUGUAAAUAUUGUUUUAUUGUAAUUUUAAUAUAGAUUUAAGAGCAACUA